Messenger RNA from Botrytis cinerea B05.10, 3758 nucleotides. RefSeq lists its product as hypothetical. The transcript has a single exon. Bases 494 to 3337 code for a protein of 947 amino acids. The record is from RefSeq and is a predicted model, not a curated record. NCBI's taxonomy places the organism in Eukaryota, Fungi, Ascomycota, Leotiomycetes, Helotiales, Sclerotiniaceae.
GAUUUUUGGGGGGGACGAUGAGUGAUGGGUUCAUAAGUUGUGGGUGUAACCUUGCAAGUCAUUGGUUGUAAGUAAUGAUUUCUGAGGGAAUGCUAGCCAACUCGGAUGGGAAGGUACGCUCAGGAGCUAAGGAACCUCAAUGCGGAAAAGAAACCAAGAUCUUGAACAAGCAUCUUAAGUAAUUCCGCUCCCCUCCCUUCCUUCAGUAUUGUACACGCAAAGGAAAUCUCUCUCUCUAUCUCUCUCUUCUUAUCAAGUCAACAUUGGAACUCUCUUUAAUUCUCCUUAAUGCCAUCUUUAUGCAUCUUAUAUGCCUUGUGGUCUCUAUCUUUACUGCCAGGUGUUAACGAAUAUCAACAUCACGAUCGAGAAAGCUCCACCUUCGAGCUUCAAGUACUAAACUAUCUUGCUUCGAAGCCAGCUUCUGAUGGCAGACAUAUAGGAUGAUUAGACACCCAAAGUUCGAUUCCGUGUUGUUGAGAGUCUUCCCAUAAUGCCGCAACGCCCGGCAAGUGUAUUUGAGUGGAUCGCUGGUCCUGCUCCAACCAAGGCUGCAUACAGAUCCGUUGACAUGGCCAAUUCCAAGUUUGCCAUAGCAAGUCCACCCCGUAUUCGUCGCCGUGUUCAAAUCGAAGUCGAGGUUUCUGAUUUUGGUGCCUCUUCCGCCAGCUCUUCUGAAGAAGAACCUCCUCCGAAGCCAGCAGCCAAGAAAGCCGAAAAGCCCAAAGUCAAAGUCAAAGAAUCGGAAUCAAAGAAACCUCAAGCGACCAAGGAAGUUGACAAGAAAGUCAAAUUUCAAGAGCCAACUCCCCAAGAUCCAACUCCCAAACUUAAGUCUGCAUUGAAGAAGAAUACCUCGGAAAUCUCAACAAAGCCUCGCCCAUGCGAAUGCUUAGAAUGUAAAGCUCGGCAGAAACUGAAGAAUAAAAGCAGCAUGGAAGAUUCCAGCGAUUCCAGCGAGGACAGUGAAUAUGAAGUUGCACUGACCAAUAAACCAUUCAAGCCGUUGAAGAAAAAGCAACAACCGAGCAACAACAACCAAAUCCCACAACCACGAAUUUUGAAGCUCAAGCAAAAUCCAAAUUUUCAAACGAACCAACGUCAACGGUAUUUUAGUGCGAAAGAACGUGUCAAUCAUCAGCAGCCCAGAAUCAAUAAUCGCCAAUACAAUCAAGAGAGUUCAGACGAUUCCGACCAAUCUGAGAUCGAAGUUGUUCAACAAAAUCAAAGACCACCGAGCUUUCUCAAUCAUAUGAUGGAGAGACGGAUCCUUCAAGAAAUGAGAGCUGAAGUUAUACUUCGCGAAGAUGUGAUUGAAACCCCGUCUGAUCCUCGUCCAAACGCAUUUCUUGACACUAAAAGUGGUGUUCUUCGAGUUUACCAUGGUCGGGUGUAUGGUAAUCCUUUUGCGACACUUCUCACGCCAGCUCAAGUGCCAAUUGGUACCUUUGCUCCAAACUCAGCGCAUUUUGGUGGUUUACCUCCAAUGUGUAAUAUGUCUGGGGGCAACGGGCCCGCACCUUUCGAUCAAGACCAAUUUCCAACAGAAUUUCCCCGCAAUUUUUCGAACAAUACUGUCAAACACACCCCCAAUCAGAACUCUCACCGCAAUUUUUCUAAUAAACAUUCUAACCGGGCUUCAUCCAACAAUCAGCGCCAGCAGCAGGGUAGCAGCGGCAAUAAUAACAACCAGCAUGUGCCUGGUGGUUGGGUCGAUGAUACAAACAAUAAUUCGGGCUCUGGUUGGAAUAAUAAUGAAGACCAGACAAAUAAUAACCAGGAAUUAGGUGAUUGGGGCAAUAACGGUUCAAGCAACAAUCAAGGCCCAGGUGGCUCUGGGAAUAAUGAUCAGAAUCGCAGCCAACGAGCCGCUUCUGUUAGCAGUCACAGAACUCAGGCCUCCAACAAGCAAAACAACAACAAGAAGGGCGAAAAGGGUCAAGCGAAUCAGAGUAAUCAGUCUAACAACAAUAACAACUCCGGCAAUGGAUGGGGCGUAGACAAUAAUGAUCAGACUGGUAACCCAGACAGCUGGGGUGUUAACAAUGAUACAGGCGGGAAUUCUGGUUGGGGAAAUGAUGUCAAGCAAGAUGCGGACGCCACAGCGAACAAUGGUACAUGGGGAAAUGAUAACAGCAACUCGAAUGACAAUUCCAAUAAUCAGAACUCUGGCUGGGGAGGAAAUAAUCAGGAGUCGAACAAUCAAAACUCGGGUUGGGGUAAUGAUAACAACCAGGAGUCAAAUGACAACUCGAACAAUCAAGACUCCACCUGGGACAAUGAUAAUAACCAGAACUCGAAUGAGAAUUCCAAUAAUCAGGGCUCGGGCUGGGGCAAUGACAAUAACCAAGAGUCGAAUAACGACUCCAACAAUCAAAAUUCUGGUUGGGGAGCAGAUAACCAGGAUUCCAACUCAAAUAACCAAUCUUCGGGUUGGGGUAACAAUGACAGUAACGGCCAGCAAAACUCCAAAGACCAGGCAAACAAUGACAAUUCCGGUGGUUGGGGAGGAAACUCAGGCGAUCAAAACAAUAAUACAUCUGGAGGCUGGGGAGUUUCGAAUGAGAAACAGGGCAAUGCUACUUCCGGAGGAUGGGGAAAUCCUAAUAACAAACAAAACAACGGCAAGUCCGGCUCUGGUACAACUUCUCAAAAUAACACCAGAUCGAACAACAACAACUCAAAAAAGCCACAAAACAACAAGUCAAGAAACAAUCAAAAGUCCAAAAGCUAUGAUGAUCCUGAGUGGACCGCCCACAACGACAAUCAAGAGGAAGAUCAAAACCAGCAAGAUAAUAGUAAUGAUUGGGGGAAAACCAAUACAAGCUAUAAUGUUGUACAAAGCGCCAAAGGUAAAGGCUGGAACAAUAAGAAAACUCAAAAUCAAAACAAUAGUGGCAAAAAAGGAAGUUCUAACAAAGGAAGCCAAUGGGGAGGCGAUGGUCAUAACUCUGGCGAGGGGGGAGACCAUGAUGAGGACGUAGAAGAAGGAAACCCGCAGUUUAGGGAUCACACACCUACUAGCAGUGAGAUAUUGAGGAAUUGGGAUAUAUCAAAUCAGGGUGGUUAUGCGGGAUUUGGAAAUGUGAACAUUGGGAAGUAUGAUGGUGGAGGGAAGAAAAAUAAUCAUGCUAGAACACCUACUGCCUUGAGUCUAGCAGGAAGUUGGGCGUCAUCGGAACCUAGCGAUAAUGAAUACACUGGUAGAGGUCGCAAAGGUGGUAAGGGGGGUAAGGGUGGGAAGAGCAAGGCGAGUAAGUCGGUCAAUACGGGGUAUGAUAAAAAUGCAAGUGGCAGUAGUGAAUGGAAUGUUACUGGCACCGGUGGUGGUUGGUAAAGAGCUCACAGUUUUGAUUUAUUUGAUGUAUCUAUGAAUGGGUGGACCUUAUGUCAUGUUGUGCGAUUACGUGGAGAAGGGGAGAAAAGGGGGGUGUAGUGUGGAUGAAUGAAGGAGGAAGAGAGAUUUCUGUUCUGGCAUCUUACAAAAUUGGCCAUCGUGCAGGCUAUUUGAACUGCUCAAGUCUCUAUAUCAGCGCGGAGCACUUGUACGUUAGCAAGUUUGCAGAAAUUCCUUAUGUGAGCUUCACGAAUGGCAUUGAUGGGGUGAGGAGAUAUGUUCGCUUGGAGUUGCGAGGAUUAAUAGAUGAUGAUGAUGAUAGCACGGUACAAUAGUAGCAGCAGAAUUUCAAUGGCUUCAUGAAAUGACGUUGGAACUGUAUAAGUUUCUGUGAGAUUGCCUCUUAAAAUGAUAUACGAGA